AUGUCACUCGUCGGCCUGGCCGUGCUUGUUGUCUACACCCUCGUGACCUGCUAUCGCAAUUACCACAAAUGCCCUCAAUUCGACGGCCCGUUUCUGGCCAAAAUCUCCGGCGCCUGGCUUCUCUACCACACCUUCUCCGGCAAACUGAAUCUGCACAAUGGAGCUUUACUCCGGAAAUACGGUUCCUUUGCGCGCAUUUCUCCCGACAAGGUCGUCACCAAUGACCCCGUCGUCCUCCGGCACAUGAGCUCGCCUCGCUCCGAGUUCCGUCGCGGCACCUUCUACGAUGCAUUCUCCAUCCAGCCGCCGCUCAGGAACGUGCUCUCGCAGAAGGAUGAGAAAUUGCACAACAGCUUGCGCUCCAAGCUGAUCCGCGGUUACUCCGGCAAAGACCUGCCCAAUCUCGAAGCGGACAUCGAUGCACGCAUUGUCGACCUCGUCAACCUCAUCCAGACCGAAUCUUCCAACAACAAACUGAUCGAUUUCAGUGCUUCCGCCCAGUACUUCACUCUUGAUGUCGUCACGCACAUUUCCUUCUCCGCCCCGGUCGGCUAUCUCAGACAGAACCGAGAUGUGUACUCGUACAUCAGCAAAGUCUCGGACUACCUGCAAGUCCUGGAACUGGGCGCCAACUCACCCACCAUCCAACGAAUCCUCGAUAGCGGGCUCAUGGCCCCGUUCAGGCCCAAGACCACCGACACCGACGGCAUGGGCGCGAUGAUGGGGAUGGCUUCCAAGGCCGUCGCGUUCCACUAUGCCCCAGACGCCAAGGCCUAUCCGGACAUGUUGGGGUCGUUCAUCAAGCACGGCCUGACCCAGCAAGAGGCCGAGUCCGAAGCGAUGGUGCAGGUGUUGGGGGGAAGUGACUCGACCGCCACCGCCAUCCGCAUGAUCAUGCUGUACAUCAUCACCCACCCGGACGUGUACGCGAAAUGUGUGCAGGAGAUCGAAGCAAACGAGCACGUCUUCACCGCUUCCCAUUCCAUCACGUCCGCCGAUUCUCGCAAGCACCUACCCUACGUCCAGGCGUGUAUCAAGGAAGGCAUGCGCAUCUGGCCACCGCUGCAGGCGCUCAACUCCAAACUCAGCCCUCCCGGCGGAGAGACUGUCAAUGCCGUCUUCAUCCCGGGUGGCAUUGAAGUCUGCCACAACGCCUACACGACACAACGGCGCGUCGAGAUCUACGGCGCAGACGCAGAGUAUUUCCGACCCGAACGCUGGUUGGAGGCUGCCGCCGAAGCGGGCAAGCCUGAAGCCGACGGCAAGACCCGGCUGGCUAGGAUGGAGUCUACGCUAGAACUGAUCUUCGGCAGCGGACGUUUUGGCUGCCUCGGUAGACAUAUUGCCUUGAUCGAGCUGGACAAGGUGAUUCCUGUGCUGCUGCGCAAUUUCCAAUGGGCCGUCGCCGACCCCAGCAGAGCCAUCGAGAGUAAAUGCUAUGGAGUCUUUGUGCAGAAGGGCAUGUGGUUGAAGGCGACGCCGAGGACAGAAUACUGA
This is a messenger RNA of Capronia coronata CBS 617.96, 1497 nucleotides long. RefSeq lists its product as uncharacterized. The record is from RefSeq and is a predicted model, not a curated record. Bases 1 to 1497 code for a protein of 498 amino acids. Lineage: Eukaryota; Fungi; Ascomycota; Eurotiomycetes; Chaetothyriales; Herpotrichiellaceae. The transcript is spliced from 4 exons. Gene Ontology annotation, molecular function: heme binding; iron ion binding; monooxygenase activity.